Colletotrichum destructivum is the source of this 1982-nucleotide messenger RNA. Its product is annotated as Putative leucine-rich repeat domain superfamily. Gene Ontology annotation, molecular function: protein binding. NCBI's taxonomy places the organism in Eukaryota, Fungi, Ascomycota, Sordariomycetes, Glomerellales, Glomerellaceae. The transcript is spliced from 2 exons. The coding region runs from base 408 to 1976 and encodes 522 amino acids. The record is from RefSeq and is a predicted model, not a curated record.
CAACGACAGAAAGAAAGACCUGGCCUUGUGUUUUUUCUUCCAGGAACGAUACUCAAGAGGCCAAUUCAGUGUCUAAUUUUCCGAGGGCUUUGAGUACACAACGUUCAAAGGGUGCUCGGAGCUACCGUCGGAGAUCGUGUGAGCGGACGGGUAGUACCCCUGUGGGCCGAAUCCCUGGCCGAACGCGCUUCAGACCCCACUUGCGUCACGUCGCGCGCGCCGUGGGUGUCAGUGUCUCUCCCCACCCCCGAGGGUCGUGGUGGCGGACCUCGGAGCUUGACAAUUUACCUUGCCUUACCUAUCUUCCCCCUAUAGUAUAGUAUCUCCUGAAAUUCGUUCGGGUUGCUGUUGUGCUCCCUUCUACCCACUCCCCCUCUCUCUUUUUACCCUCUCCCCGAAUCUUCACCAUGUCCGACGAGCCGACGCUGCCCAGCCUGCGCUCGUCCAUCUCGUGGAACGCGCAGACGGAGCGCUUCAGCAACAACCCCCGGAAGCGCAGAUACAACUUUAGAAACCACUCGGUCGCGCCACCGUCAUGGUCCAACUCGAGCGACCCCGCCGUCUUCUCCAGCGAUGACGACCCGGGCCUGGACAACUACGUGGAAGGGCGGCGGAAGAAGAAGAAGUACGUCGGCUCUUGGUUUCACCAGCAGCCCGCGUCCUCCUCCGACUCGGCCACGGGGGAGCCGCGGCCGGCGCUGAGGGGCAAGCGGACGUUGAAGCGCGACUUGGACAGUGGUGUGUGGAUGGGCAGCGACAGCACGGAUGGUGACGACAGCAUCAUGAUGCCCGACCUGCCGACCCAGUCGAGGCUGCCCCAGCUGAACCUGGCGCCGCCUCGCCGUCGCAACGUCGUCUCGGCCGAGGAGCUCGAGGCGCGGGAAAGGAUCCAGCAGUGCCUGGACGCCGGCAACGAGUACAUUGAUCUCUCCACGAUGGGACUCAAGACGCUCUCCGAUGCCACCAUUCGCCCCCUGUCCGAGUUCUCCUGCAUCCCCAUCGUAGCCGAAGGCGUCCCGUUCGAACAGAAGGACCCGACUCUGCAGCUCUAUCUCUACCGCAACCCUUUGAUCAGACUGCCCGGUGCCAUCUUCGAUCUGCAGCACCUGACGGUGCUUUCGCUUCGCGGGUGCCGACUGAGAGAGCUGCCCCCGGCCAUUGGCAAGAUGCGGAGCCUGCGAACCCUGAACCUUGCGCAGAACCUGCUCAGAUACCUCCCCGCUGAGCUGCUCGGCCUCAUGGCCGCCCCCUCCAGCCUGGAGGAGCUGCUAUUGCAGGGCAACCACUUCUUUCAGGCCGCCGAGCGCCCGCGCCUCGCCGAUCUGGAAACCCUCGGCGGCUCGGAGGACUCGGAGCUGGUCGAGGCGUGGAAGCCGGGCUUCGAUGGGGUCGCGGCGAGGUUCGCUGCGCGGUCGCCGGUGCACUACCUGGACAGCUCGGGCUUCUCGCACUCGGAAUUCCGCCUUGACCCGGAGGCCGUCAUCGUGCAGACAGAUCGACAGGACGGUGAAGAAGGAAGCGCGUCCGCCGCGGCGCCGUCUUCGUCGGCACCAUAUCACUCCAAGUCCGCCGGGAGAUGCGUGGCGAGCGCCAAGGGCAGCCGCGUGCCCAGCCUGAUGGAGCUGGCGCUGCGCAGCGCUUACAGGAGCUCCGAUUUGAACGAGCUCCCCAACUACAUCCCUGAUUCGCUGGGUCACCUGCAGGCCUUACUGGAGCGGGCCGCGGACCAGCGCGAGGUGGGCGGGCUCACGUGCUCCGUGUGCAGGAAGCCCUUUGUGGCGCCAACCACGCAGUGGCUAGAGUGGUGGCAGGUUUGCCUGGUGGAGAGCCGGCAAAAGGAGGACGGUUACGCCGUCAGGGCCAGGCCGUGGACCGACCUGGACGAGGAGAACGACGGCGCCGUCCCGUUUUUGAGGAGGGGUUGCUCGUGGAAGUGUGGUCCUGCCCACGUCAAGGAGGGACAGUGGACGAUCUGACCUGCU